AUGUUGGCCACUUCAGACAGAAAGUGCACAGAGUUUUAUGUGGAAAGGUGUGAGAUAAAACACUUUGGAUUUGGGGAAGAGGAAUUGGAAUAUGUGCUGAACACAUACUGCUUCAAAAUUAUUUCGCUGGCUGCUAACUGCUUGGAAUAUCUUGAAGUUAUGAAAGGUGCUAUAGAGAUAAAAGGCUUAUUAUGUCAGGAUAUCAGACUCAUUAAUGAAUCUGCACUGUUUAUCUUCCUUGUGGUAAAUCUGAGUGCAAUUGGACUGCAGCAGUGGCUAAAAUCUCAAGAGAUCCCACAGAGGGUCCAGGCUAUUCUGCAAAGAAUAAAUGUUUUAAUUAGGACUCCAGAAUUUGGAAUGAAUGAUUUUUGUUACGAACUGUACAAUCCUUCUUUGGAUUCCAUAUGUCUCCAAUGGACCUACAGAGAUGGGCAAUUGGUAAAUCUGCCUACUAAUUUGCUUGUAGAGGGAGAUAUUAUAGCCCUGAGACCAGGCCAAAAAGCACCAACAUCUCUUAGAGGAAUUGAGGAUGAAGAACAUGUGAUCUUAGAUAGGGAUGAUAUCUUUUGCCAGUUCUCCUCUCCACCAUCGCCAGUUCAGAACAAAAGAUCACACACCCACAGCCUUCUGAAACCUCAUCCUUUCAAAGUAACUAAAACACCUAUGGUUGAGAAUAUCCAGCGGUGCCUUGAAUUGGGACAACAAAGACCUGUGACUGUACUGAAUAACGAACGCUUCACUGCUCAAAGGCUUCUCCAGAAGUACAUUGCUCCAAUGGUUUUGGUGGUGUUACUGAUUAUCAAUGGUCUACGGUUUGUAAUUGGUACUCCAGGGAUAGGUUCAUGGCAAGUUACCCUUCUACAACUCCAGGUAAACAGUGUUCUCCCGUUAUUGCCUCUAUCAUUUCCCAUAAUUUGGUUUCUAGUCAAUAUCUAUGGUGAAGCUCAGAUGGUUGCCUUGUUACUAAAGCCUACAGCAAAUUUUAAGGAAAAUUGGAUUGAAACAUGGAGAAUGUUCUGGGCUACCAUACGAGGAAGAGCUCCUGCCCUAUGUCAAACUUCUAGUCUCCUCCACAAUCUUGGUUCCAUUACAGUGCUUUGUUGUGUGGAUAAACAAGGAAUCCUCUCCUGGCCCAGCUCUUGCCCGGACAAAGUCUUUUUCUUCACUGAUGCAUGGCGUCGAGCCAAGCCACAGGAUAAAAACCUCACAGCCUCUAUCAGUGUGAAGACUGCUCCCUCCACCCAUUGCACAGUGCAGCGAGGAAAUGAACACCCUGAGUUGCUGUCCAAUGCAGUAAUGGCGGAUCACCAGACCAAUUUUGCUAUAGAAAUGCUCAGCCUCUCUCAGGAUCAGCAGGACGCAACUCACAUCUGGUUCGAUGAUUCCAGCUGGCAGGAGCACAGUCCCUCACUAAGGCCACUUGGUCUUAGCAUCCUGCUUGGUCUUUGCGAUUCUACUUCAGCAGCCAGAGUAUUCCAGAUGACUGAUCACCUUUCCCACAUAGCUUUGAAGAAGAGCCGAUGGAGCUGUUUGCCUGUUCAAAUAUCAGGGGGGCUAUGUGAACUACCGAGGAUCAUUGGCUUCACCUCCUCUGCAAGGAACCUCUUCCAUAAGCAAACGUACACUGCUGCGUACACGUCAACCGCAAUGACUAACACACAGGAAGCAUCACCAUGGGAACCAUCAUUCAUCACCAAAAGAAAGCUGCCUCUGAGUCAUAUGAUAAACCUGCUUGUGCACACUUCUAACUCAGAAGAAAUGCAGCUAUUCUCCUAUGGGUCUGCUGACACAAUCUUAGAUGCUUGCAGUGAAUUCUGGGAUGGAAAUGAUAUUUGUCCACUUUCUCAGUACUCCAGAAAGAAAAUCUUCGAUUUUUAUCAACGUGCCUGUCUGACAGGAGAGUGCAUUGCCUUAUCUUAUAAGCCAGUGUUCCAUACCUUGCAGUCCAGUGAUGAUGAGACGUGUCCUCAAGUAUCAUUGAAAACUAAAAGCUACAGCCAAGCAGAUACCUCAGCAGCACUGGACCUGGAAGAAUUAACUUUUGAUCAGGAAGAUAAUUUGCACCCUCUUGACAAUCAGAUCUUACUUGGUCUCAUAUCUUCCCAAUACCAAGCCAGACUAGACAUGGUCCAUCUGAUAGAUGGCUUAGAUAACACCUGUAUCCGAUUUGUUUACUUUUCCUUGGAAAAUGAGUUAAAAAGCAAGUCCAAAGUAGAGAAGCGUAUUUCAAGCAAGUCGGAAGUGAACCAUGAACACGCAGUGAGGAAUUCAAGUUAUGUGUCACCCAAUUGGUUUGACGAAUAUGGGAAUGCUCUUAUGCUGGCUCAGAAGAUUGUAGCUUUUUUCAUUCUUCUACAUGGAUUGUGUACAUCUAUGAGUCAUGUUCAUCGAUCCAAUCCAUUAUGGAAACAGAGUCCACUAAGUAACCGAUGGUGGUGUGCUGCUGUCAUUAUUGCGUUUCUUCUUCAUAUGAUUCAAAUAAAUGUAGCCUACCACAUGUGGGAUAAUAAAUCUUCACAUCUUGUUUUUCACAUCUUGGACAUUCCAACAGCAACUUGGCUCCUUGGUUUCCUCUGGCUGUUCCCACUGAUGGUUAUUAAUGAAUUUCUUAAACUUCAUGAAAUUAGAAUGCGAGUGCAUUAUCAAAAGAAACAGAAGUUACAGUUUGAUACCAAGCUUGGAAUGAAUUCUCCAUUCUGAGAGAAAUUGGGAAUAACUCACUUUCUACAUUUAAAAAAAGAAUAAUCUUCAUGCUUUUAGAACUGAGAAUUAACACGUCCUUCAGAUAUAACCUGAGGAAGUUAGACCUUUAUUCUACUCUUAACCAAAUGUUGAAAAAGAAUGUAGUAAAAUA
Molecule: messenger RNA, 2854 nt
Organism: Chiloscyllium plagiosum (whitespotted bambooshark)
Lineage: Eukaryota; Metazoa; Chordata; Chondrichthyes; Orectolobiformes; Hemiscylliidae
Source: RefSeq, a predicted model, not a curated record